Molecule: messenger RNA, 6122 nt
Organism: Triticum dicoccoides
Lineage: Eukaryota; Viridiplantae; Streptophyta; Magnoliopsida; Poales; Poaceae
Product: THO complex subunit 2-like
Exons: 33
Coding region: 62-5491 (1809 amino acids)
Biological process (GO): mRNA export from nucleus; mRNA processing
Cellular component (GO): THO complex part of transcription export complex
Molecular function (GO): mRNA binding
Source: RefSeq, a predicted model, not a curated record
CCAUGAAACCCUAGUUCCCCUCCAAAACCCUGCCCCCAGCACCCGCGCCCGCCCGCCCGCCAUGGCGCCCCCGCUCCAGGCGCCGGACUACAGGUACGUCACCGAGGAGUGCCUCCGCGAAUGGAAGGGCCAGUCCGCCGCCGCCUUCCGCCUCCCGGAUCCGGUCCCCAGGGCCCGCUUCCUCUACGAGCUCUGCUGGGCGAUGGUGCGGGGGGACCUGCCGCCGCAGAAGUGCCGGGCGGCGCUGGAUUCGGUGGUGUUCGUGGAGGAGGCGCGGCAGGAGGAGUCCGGCUCCGUGCUUGCCGACAUCGUCGCGCACCUAGGGCAGGAUAUUACCAUUUCUGGUGAAUAUCGCAGCCGUCUUGUCAAAAUGACUAAGUCACUCGUGGAGUCUUCAUUGAUUGUGCCUAGGCUUCUUCAAGAGCGAUGUGACGAAGAGUUCCUAUGGGAGGUUGAACUGAGUAAGUCAAAAGGCCAGGAUUUAAAAGCCAAGGAGGUCAGAGUCAACACACGACUUCUUUAUCAGCAAACUAAAUUCAACCUUGUAAGAGAGGAAAGUGAGGGCUAUGCCAAGUUGGUAACCCUACUUUGUCAAGUAGGUUCAGAUUUGGCUUGCCAAAAUACUUCUUCAGCAACUAUCAGCAUUGUAAAGUCAUUAAUUGGACAUUUUGACCUGGACCCGAAUCGUGUAUUUGACAUUGUGUUGGAAUGUUUUGAACUCUAUCCAGACAACAGUAUCUUUUAUCAGCUUAUACCUCUUUUUCCAAAGUCCCAUGCUGCUCAAAUUUUGGGGUUUAAAUUUCAAUAUUAUCAACAAUUGGAUGUAAACAGCCCUGUUCCAUCUGGUCUUUUCCGAAUAGCAGCGCUGUUGGUCAAAUCUGGCCUUAUUGACCUUGAUAAUCUCUACGCUCAUUUACUUCCGAAUGAUGAUGAGGCGUUUGAGCAUUUUGGCUCCUUUGUUUCAAGGAAAAUUGAUGAGGCUACUAAAAUAGGCAAAAUAAAUCUUGCUGCUACUGGAAAGGACCUUAUGGAUGAAGAGAAGCAAGAAAUAACGAUCGAUUUAUACACAGCACUGGAGAUGGAAAAUGAUAUAAUUGAUGAACGAGCCCCUGAGAUAGAAAAGAACCAGAAGCUUGGACUUCUUCUUGGUUUCCUCUCAGUCCAUGAUUGGGACCAUGCACAGCUACUAUUUGAACGUCUUGCGCAGCUAAAUCCUGUCGAGCACGUUGAAAUUUGUGAUGCUUUAUUUAGAAUUGUUGAGAAGACUAUUUCGUCAGCCUACAGUACAUAUUGUCAAACACAUCAUAAAAUCACCCGUAACAUCAACACUCAUAUGUUGGAUGCAUCAUCUGUCUCUUCACCAAGUUAUUUGGUUGAUCUGCCAAAGGAGUUUUUCCAAAUGCUUGCCGCUUGUGGACCAUACCUUCACCGUGACACACAAUUAUUCCAGAAGGUUUGCAGAGUGUUAAAGGUGUAUCAUGCCUCGUCAAAAGAAUCAGCCCGUACAGCAGGUGUAAUGUCUCCAGAAUCUCAGGUUGAAGAAGCACUUGGGUCAUGCUUGCUUCCUUCACUGCAGCUUAUACCUGCCAAUCCUGCUGUUGAUAUGGAGAUAUGGGGAGUUCUUUCCCUUCUUCCUUAUGAGGUGCGCUAUCGUUUGUAUGGUGAGUGGGAGAAGGACACUGAACAAAACCCAAUUGUCCUUGCUGCAAGGCAAACAGCAAAGCUGGACACCAGACGGCUCUUAAAACGGCUGGCCAAGGAAAAUCUGAAGCAGCUUGGCCGCAUGGUGGCUAAACUUGCUCAUGCAAAUCCAAUGACUGUGCUUCGGACAAUUGUCCAACAGGUUGAAGCAUACAGGGACAUGAUAAAUCCAGUUGUGGAUGCUUUUAAAUACUUGACUCAGCUGGAAUAUGAUAUUUUGCAAUAUAUUGUAAUCGAACGGUUGGCUCAAGGUGGUCGUGAGAAAGUAAAGGAUGACGGCCUUAACCUGUCAGACUGGCUUCAGUGUCUGGCAUCAUUCUGGGGACACCUCUGCAAGAAGCAUCAUUCCAUGGAGCUUAAAUGCCUCUUCCAAUACAUAGUUAAUCAACUGAAGAAAGGAUUGGGUACUGAGCUUGUUGUACUUGAGGAACUCAUUCAGCAAAUGGCAAAUGUACAGUACACUGAGAACAUGACUGAUGAACAGGUUGAUGCUAUGGCAGGAAGUGAAACGUUGCGGCUUCAAUCUUCGCUGUUUGGAUCAACACGGAACUAUAAGGUCCUGAAUAAGUCUAUUAACAAAUUGCGGGAUUCUUUGCUUCCAAAAGAUGAACCCAAACUUGCAAUUCCUCUACUACUGCUCAUUGCCCAACACAGAUCCAAGAUUAUAAUAAAUGCAGAUGCCACAUAUAUCAAAAUGGUUAGCGAGCAGUUCGAUAGAUGCCAUGGAAUACUACUUCAGUAUGCCGAGUUUCUUUCAAGUGCCAUAGCUCCAUCAACCUAUGUUCAACUAAUACCUCCGCUGGAAGAUCUGGUUUAUAAAUAUCAUAUCGAGCCAGACGUUGCUUUUCUUAUAUACCGGCCUGUAAUGAGGCUUUUCAGAAGCGCUAACGGUGGCGAGGCCUGUUGGCCUCUGGAUGACAAUGAAGAAGGGGAGUCUGUAUCAUAUGAUGAAAUGAUCUUGCAUGGCGAUUCAUCUCAGAAGUCAAUCAUGUGGUCAGAUCUUCUCAACACAAUCCGAACAAUUUUGCCAGCAAAAGCGUGGAACGGUCUUUCACCUGAAUUGUAUGCUACUUUCUGGGGUUUAACACUGUAUGAUCUUCAUUUUCCAAAAGAUCGUUAUGAUGCAGAAAUCAAGAAGCUGCAUGAAAAUCUCAAACAACUUGAAGAUAGCUCAGAUAACUCUAGCAUUGCAAUAUCACGGCGUAAGAAGGACAAGGAGAGAAUCCAAGAUUUGCUGGACAAAUUGAACAAUGAAUCUGACAAGCAUCAACAGCACGUUAUAUCAGUGCUCCAAAGGCUAACCCGUGAAAAGGAUAAAUGGCUGAGUUCCAGUCCGGACGCACUGAAGAUCAACAUGGAAUUUCUCCAGCGGUGCAUAUAUCCACGCUGUGUUCUUAGCAUGCAGGAUGCUGUGUAUUGUGCUACAUUCGUCCAGAUGAUGCAUUCACUUGGGACUCCAUUUUUCAACACGGUGAAUCAUAUAGAUGUUUUCAUCUGCAAGACACUACAGCCAAUGAUCUGUUGUUGUACCGAAUAUGAGGCUGGCAGGCUUGGAAGGUUUCUUCAUGAGACCCUGAAGAUGGCUUACCAUUGGAAGAGUGACGAAUCAGUAUAUGAGCGUGAAUGUGGAAAUAAGCCGGGAUUCGCUGUAUACUUCAGAUUUCCAAAUAGUCAACGCGUAUCUUAUCCUCAGUUCGUUAAAGUUCAUUGGAAAUGGAGUGGAAGAAUUACCAAGGUGCUUAAUCAAUGUAUGGAAUCAAAAGAAUACAUGGAAAUCAGAAACGCCCUUAUUGUUCUCACAAAGAUAACUAGUAUUUUUCCUGUGAUGCGAAAAAGCGGUAUCAACAUUGAGAAAAGGGUUGCGAAGCUAAAGGGGGAUGAGAGAGAAGAUCUGAAAGUACUGGCCACUGGUGUAGCUGCUGCUCUGGCAGCUCGGAAGAGUUCAUGGGUAUCUGAAGAAGAGUUUGGCAUGGGUCACCUUGAUCUGAAGCCAGUGCCUGCAAUACCUAUUGCUGGAAAUCAGUAUGCAGAUCCCUCGACAGCAAAAGAUCACAGCGUUCGUGCAAAAUCUGUAGAGGGUAGGCAUGAAAGGUCAGAAAAUGCAAUGAAGCCUGAUGCCCAUAAGAAGAAUGCCUCGACUACAAACGGAUCUGAUAUUCAAAUACCAUCUUCCUCUGCACAAGGAAAAGGUUCAGGGGUUGCACGUGGUGUGGAUGAACCUCUGAAACUUUUGUCCGAUGAUGGAGUUAAAGUCUUGAAGCCUACUGCAGAACCUGAGACAAGAGCGGCACAAAAGCGUGCUGUACAAAAUGCUGCAAAGGUAUCUAAGCAUGAUGUGGUGAAGGAAGAUGCAAAACCUGGGAGAUCUACUAGCAGGGGUCUUAAUCAACAAACCUCUGCUAUUCCUGUUGACAGAGAAGUAUUGUCUCAGGCAGCUGAUGGUGUGCUGGAUACUAAUCCCACUAGUCCGUUGGUUGGCACAAAUGGUAAUAUACAUCCGGCACCACGAAAGGUAUCUGCAUCCUCCCAAAGAUCAACAGUAUUGGCUGCACAUAGCGGUGGAACAGCUAAUCCCACCGGUGAAGGUGAAUCUGCUGACUUGAUUGAUUCUACCGUGAAACAGCAAAAAAGAUCUGUUCCCGUUGAAGAACAAGAGAGGACAGGUAAACGAAGGAAAGGAGAGAUUGAAGGCAGGGAUGGUGACUUGACGGAGCACCAUACGGACAAAGAAAAAAAAUUGGACUCACGAUCAGUAGAUAAAUCUCGUUCUGUGGAUCAUGAGAGAGGUGCUAGUGAGGAACAAAACCUAAUUCGGGCAGAGAAAUUAAAAGAAAAGUUCGAUGAUAAAUAUGACAGAGAUCAUAGAGAAAAAGCAGACCGGUCCGAGAGGCGCCGUGGAGAAGACGUGGUUGAAAGACCAACAGACAGAUCAUUGGAAAGGAGAGAGCGUUCUAUUGAAAAGAUGCAAGACAGAGUUCCUGAAAAAGGAAGAGAAGACAGGAAUAAGGAGGAGAGGAACAAAAUUAAGCAUGAACCCAUAGAUCGAGCAUAUGCUAUUAAGAAUGAACCCAUAGAUCGAGCAUAUGCUAUUAAGAAUGAACCCAUAGACCGAGCACAUACUGGUAAGCAUGAACCCAUAGACCGAGCACAUACUUCUGAUGAACGCUUCCGAGGGCAAAGCUUGCCACCACCUCCACCUCUUCCAACUAGUUUUGUACCCCAAUCAGUCGCUGCUAACCGAAGAGAUGAAGACAGUGACCGAAGGGGCAGCAGCACCAGGCAUACCCAACGGUCGUCUCCCAGGCGUGAUGAGAAAGAAAGGUGGCACUUGGAGGAGAAUGCUCCGCUCUCACAGGAUGAUGGGAAGCACCGAAGAGAGGAAGAUCUCCGGGAUAGAAAGCGUGAAGAUAGGGAUGUUUCAUCAAGCAAGGUAGACGACAGGGAUAGGGACAAAGUUAAUACUGUGAAAGAAGAUAGUGAUCCUAAUAGUGCAUCCAAACGGCGGAAGGUUAAAAGAGAACAGUCUGCUUUGGAAGCUGGGGAAUACGCGCCUUCUGCUCCACAGCCUCCGAGCGUUGGACCUGGUAACUCACAGUUUGAAAUACGAGAGAGAGAAAGAAAGGGUGCUAUUUCACAGCAUCGGCCAUCACAUGCUGAUGACCUUCCUAGGAUGCAUGCCAAGGAUUCAACAAGCAAGACAAGUCGUAGAGAGGCUGACCAAACACAUGAUAGAGAGUGGGAAGAGGAGAAGAGGCCAAGGACUGAAGCAAAAAGGAAGCAUCGGAAGUAGGUUCCUGCGGGUGUCUUGAUGAUUGUCACAUAACAAGAUUUCACUUGGUGACGCGCACCUGCGAACAAGUCGCUUUCUUGAAGCAGGAAGAUGUAUCUGGGCAUAUUUGAACCAUUCAGCGUGUAUGCCUCACUCCAUGGCUUUAGACAGGUUUGCUGGGGCGGAAGGGCACCGACAGGAUAAACCCUUCAGCAGUGCUUCGUCUAUGCUGUCCAGAUGCAAAUUGUUGCGAACAAUGUUGAUUGCAAGGAACAGACAUGGUCGGUUAUACAAGUCGUUAUAAACGUUUUAGCAAUGUGGAAUGUAAGGAACAAUACUAUGGGCCAUACCAUUGACUUAGACGGAUUUGCUGUAAACAAGGAUGAGCAGUUUGUCGUCCAGCUAUUUUUGUAAUUCAUUUUGUACUAAUUGCAGAGAGUUUUGUUGUGGGAAGCAUUUGGGCUUCCUUUUUUUGCACCGUCUAGGAGGAAUAGUAGGGGAGCGGGUUGUGAGUAGGUUGUACAUGUACAGUUACAAUGGUAGCAUGAACCGUCGUGUUCUAGAUGUUAAACUGAGAAGGUUCUAGAUGUUAAACUGAGAAGGUUGCAUGAACCGUUGUGUUCUAGAUGUUAAACUGAGAAGGUUGCAUGAA